AUGGUGGCUGUGGAGACGGAAGGAGCAGUGGCAUUCCGGAUCGGUGAUUUAGGUUGUUGGCAUAAAAUGGAUAAUGAGGAGGCCUAUUCUGAUCAGAGUGUUUCUGUGCAAGGAGAGUCACGUGUCAGGGCUUCUGAGACAGCUCCAACAACCCAGAAGUCGCAUUCCUGUAAACGGUUUUUCUCAGUGUUAAAAGAUAUUUUGCACCUGACUCAGUCACAAAUGGAAUACUUUGAGCACAAAUGCUUCUUCAGUGAGGCUUGUGUGAGAGACUUCUGUUUCAGUGAAAACCCUCACCAGCAACAGAAGGAUGUCAGUGGAGAGACAUCCUGCAAAGAAGCUAUGGACAGGCCCUCAUUUGUGACCAGGUGCAGCUUCUACUUCUCAGAGGUGCCUUCAAAGAGCAAGGAGGUUGGGAAAGACAUCCAAGCUCCCUCAGAGCUUCUCCAGCCCCAGGCUUCUCAGAACACUAAAGAACCACACUGUGGCAGUGAGGUUUCACAAGAAUAUCUCAGUGGAAAAUGUCAUCACCAGUGGGCUGAAUGUGAAAUAGCUGCCGGUCAGAAACAGAAAGUUGUUGAAUCUCAGGAUGUCUGUUCUGGAGAACUGGUUUAUGAGUGUGACACAUAUUGUGGGAAGUCCUUCAAUAACAGUUCCACCCUCAUUCAACAUCAGAGAAUUCACACUGGAGAAAAGCCUUCUAAGUGUGGUGAAUGUGGGAAGUCUUUCAGAUAUAAGUCUUAUGUCAAUCAACACCAGCGAGUUCACACUGGAGAAAAGCCACAUGGGUGUACAGGUUGUGGAAAGUCCUUCCAUGAGAGUUCUACCCUCAUUCGCCAUCAAAGAAUUCACACUGGAGAAAAGCCUUAUGUGUGUAGUGAUUGUAGAGAAUCUUUCAGAUAUAGGUCUGAUGUCAAUAAGCACCAGCGAGUUCACACUGGAGAAAAGCCAUAUGAAUGUUUUUGUCAGAAAAUGGAAGAUAAGGUGGCACCUUCUGAGCAGAGUGUAUCUGUGGAAGGACAGUCACAGGUCAGGGCUUCUAACACAGCUCCAGCAAGCCAGAAAGCCCUUCUGUGUAUUUUGGACCUGACUGGUUCACAAGCAGCAGACUUUGUGAUGAAAGCCUUUUCUAGUGACACACGUGUUGGAGACUCCUGUUCCUGUGCAAACCCUCACCAGCAGCAGAGGAAUGAAUGUGGUCAGGGGCCCUGGAAACAAGCUAUGGACAGGGCCUCCUCAGUGAGUAGGUCCAACUUCUUAUCGUUGGUGCCUUCCACCAGCAGGGAGGUUGGGGAAGACUUGCAGUACAACUCAGAGCUUCUCCGGCACCAGGCCACUCUCAACACGGAGGAGCUACACUGUGACAGUGAGGUUUCACAGCAAUUUCUUGAUGGAAAUAGUCUUCACCAGUGGGGUGAAUGUGAAAAUGCUGCCAAACACAACCUGAAAGUUGUUCAACAUCAGGGGGAGUGUUCUGGAGAACUGGUUUAUGAGUGUAACAAAUGUAGGAAAGUGUUUAGACAAUACUUAAACGUCAUUCGAAAUAAGAAAGUUCACACUGGAGAAAAGCGGUAUGAGUGUAGUGAAUGUGAGAAGUUCUUCAGUGAAAGACCUGCACUCAUUAAACACCUGAGAGUUCACACUGGAGAGAAGCCAUCUGAGUAUAGACAGUAUGAGAAAUCCUUCAGUAAUAAGUCUGCCCUCAAACUACACAACAGAGUUCACACAAGAGAAAAGCCAUAUAAAUGCAGAGAAUGUGGGAAAUCUUUUCGUAAAUUGACUUACCUCAAUCUACAUCUUAGAAUUCAUACUGGAGAGAAGCCACACCUGCGAGUUCACAGUGGCGACAAGCCAUAUGAGUGCUAUGGUUGUGGGAAGUCCUUCAAUGAUAAGUCUACCCUUAAACAACAUGAGAGAGUUCACACUGGAGAAAAGCCAUAUGAGUGUAGACAAUGUGGGGUGUCCUUUCGUCAAAGGGGUCAGCUCACUGUACACCUGAGAGUUCACACUGGAGAGAAGCCAUAUGGAUGUAAUAAAUGUGGGAAGUCUUUUAGCCGUAAAUCCAACCUUACAAGGCACCUGAGAGUUCACAGUGGUGACAAGCCAAAUGAGUGCUGUGAUUGUGGAAAGUCCUUCAGUGAUAAGUCUAUCCUCAAACAACACCAGAGUGUUCACACUGGAGAAAAGUGUUAA
Molecule: messenger RNA, 2193 nt
Organism: Myotis lucifugus (little brown bat)
Lineage: Eukaryota; Metazoa; Chordata; Mammalia; Chiroptera; Vespertilionidae
Product: zinc finger protein 271-like
Exons: 6
Coding region: 1-2193 (730 amino acids)
Source: RefSeq, a predicted model, not a curated record